This is a messenger RNA of Culicoides brevitarsis, 1343 nucleotides long. Its product is annotated as protein arginine methyltransferase NDUFAF7 homolog, mitochondrial. Lineage: Eukaryota; Metazoa; Arthropoda; Insecta; Diptera; Ceratopogonidae. The record is from RefSeq and is a predicted model, not a curated record. Gene Ontology annotation, cellular component: mitochondrion. The coding region runs from base 39 to 1343 and encodes 434 amino acids. Gene Ontology annotation, molecular function: protein-arginine omega-N symmetric methyltransferase activity. Gene Ontology annotation, biological process: mitochondrial respiratory chain complex I assembly. The transcript has 2 exons.
UAACGUCAAUAGAAGUUGAUUGAAAAUCUUCAAUUAAAAUGAAUAUCCUGAGAAAAUCAAUUUAUUUGCCAUUAAUUUUUAGGCAAAGUACUCGAUGUAUGUGCUACAAAACUGUAAAACGUCCAGAUUUCAGUGACAAGCCGCGCGAACGCAAAAUACAACCAAAUAAAGUGGAUGAGAAACCUUUUUCACUUUCGGAUCACAUCAAAGCCAGAAUAAAAUUCGGUGGUCCCAUCACACUUGCCGAGUACAUGAAAGAAGUCUUAGUAAAUCCCAACAACGGUUACUACAUGAAUCGCGAUGUCUUUGGGCAUCAAGGAGAUUUUAUCACCUCACCCGAAAUUGGGCAAAUAUUCGGAGAAAUGGUCGCAAUUUGGUGUCUGACGGAAUAUCAAAAGCUUGGAUCCCCAUCGCCGUUGCAGAUUGUCGAGCUGGGACCUGGCCGCGGAACACUUAUGCAGGAUAUUUUGCGUGUCAUGUCAAAAUUUGAACUUAUCAAGGAGUUUAGCAUUGAAUUAGUUGAAAUUAGUCCGUUUUUGAGUAAAGCUCAGGCUUUGAUGCUUUGUGUCUCCAGCAAGGAAGUGUCUGGCGAAAAACAUUAUCGCGAAGGUAAAACGGGAUCUGGAGUGAAUGUUCGAUGGUAUCGCAGUUACGACGAUAUUCCUGAUGGAUUUACUAUUUUAUUGGCUCACGAGUUCUUUGAUGCUCUUCCGAUCAACAAACUUUUGAGAGAUGGCGACAAAUGGAGGGAAAUGUUGAUUGAUAUUGAUCCGGAUAAUGAAAAGCAGUUUCGGUACAUUCAAUCGCGAGAGGAAACGCCAGUGUCGAAGCUAUUUAAGCAAUUGUGUCACAAGGACGAGUCUCGAGAUGUGGUUGAAUUGUGUCUCGAAGCGGAUCGAAUUUUGCGGAAUGUUGCGAAAAAAUUUGAAGAAAAUGGUGGUUUCGGCUUGAUAAUGGAUUAUGGACAUUGGGGCGAAAAAGGAGAUACUUUCAGGGCCUUCAAAAACCACAAAUUACAUGAUCCUUUAGUCGAUCCUGGAAAUGCAGAUUUAACGGCUGAUGUUGAUUUUCGACAAAUGCAACAGUCCUGCACUGCUGAAGACCGUCUUAUUACUUUUGGACCUGUUGAACAGGGAACGUUCCUUCAACGAAUGGGUGCCAAUGUGAGACUAGAAAAUUUACUCAAAAAUGCUCAAAAUGAAGAGCAGAAAUCAGCACUAAAAAGCGGAUAUGAAAUCUUAACAUCCGAGAAGCAGAUGGGAAAGAGAUUCAAAUUCUUUUCAAUGUUUCCAGCUGUCACGAAAGAUCAUUUGCAAAAGUUCCCCGUGUCGGGAUUCAGUUAA